Triticum urartu is the source of this 3906-nucleotide messenger RNA. NCBI's taxonomy places the organism in Eukaryota, Viridiplantae, Streptophyta, Magnoliopsida, Poales, Poaceae. The record is from RefSeq and is a predicted model, not a curated record.
CCUCCCAGGAAAGGAAAAGCAGCUCUGUCUCGCUCGCUCUCCCUCCCCCCUCCUCUGUCCUGGCGGCGCCCUCCCCACCCCUCUUCGACGCCGGCGCAACCUCCACCUCCGACGCCGGCCGGCUCCCCGCGUCCCCCGCAGCGUCGCGGCUCCACCGCCGGCUGCUGACCCGAAAUUCUGAUGCUAAUUCGCAAGCUCGCGCUGUUCAUUCUUGGGCUGUCCUCUCAAUAAGCUGAUUAAGGAAGCCUGGUCCAUGAGGUGUGAUUCCUGCGUGGAUUCACCCUUACUCGAAUGGCGUGGUCAGUGUAAGGAGGAGGAGGGGGUUUGCGUCCCUCGUCUAUGCGCCGUGCAGUGCCGGGGUGUCUGCGUCGAGCCCUUUUGAACAGACAUCGACCCCUGGAUCCACGCCUCUCUUCUCUGGCCUGUUGCGCCAAGAGCUUGGAUGAUGAUGAGGAGGAACCCAGUCAGCGCUCUGUUGGCAAUGAGGAUAGACGCCAGUAUUUUCAUCCUGUGAUCACACGAGCAAUCCGGACAUCGAGCUGGGAUGAUGCCAGGAAGAUCAGCUUCAGGGAGUGUGUCAGGGUGUAUGGGCUACCCCGGUCGAUCGGUCUGUUUGCGUUGCUUAUGCAGUCCUUCUUGCCACGGAGGAUUAGGGAGGUCCGGUGCCUGAUUCAGAGCGUCGUCGACCACUUUGGGAAUGCCGGGCCGGAGUUGUUUGAGUUGGCGUCCUUGUUGGCUAGCAAUUUGGGUGGGUCGAUGACGUUGGUACAGGUUUAUGCCACAAUCAUCCGGGUUUUUGUAGAGCUGUCGAUGUUUGAGGAUGCUCUCCUCACUUAUGUCGAGGCCAAGAAGGUUGGAGUUGACUUGCAGGUAUGCAACUUCUUGCUGAAGCGCUUAGUUGAGGGGAACCAGAUCAUGUAUGCAAGGAGUUUGUUUGAUGAUAUGAAGAGUUCUGGUCCUUCACCAAAUAUCUACUCUUAUUCAGUUCUGAUGAGUAUGUAUACACAUGGAGCCAAGUUAUGCCUGGAGGAAGCUCUAGAGCUUCUUUCUGAAAUGGAAACGGAAGGUGUGAGGCCAAAUGCUGCAACCUAUGGCACUUACCUCUAUGGGCUUUGCCGUGCCAAACAGGUGAAAUCUGCAUGGAACUUCCUUCAAAUGCUGUGUCAGAGAGGCUACCCUUGCAACAGCUAUUGUUUUAAUGCAGUUAUUCAUGGUUUCUGCCAUGAUAAUCAGGUUCACAAGGCCAUAGAAGUGUUUGAUGGGAUGAAGAAGUGUGGGUUUGUCCCAGAUGUUCACAGCUACAGCAUAUUAGUUGAUGGCUUAUGCAAACAAGGGGAUGUUUUGACAGGCUAUUACAUGCUCGUUGAGAUGGCAAGGAAUGGGAUCAGUCCUAAUCUGGUGAGUUAUAGUUCGCUUUUGCAUGGUCUUUGCAGAGCUGGAAGGGUUGAAUUGGCGUUUGAGCUUUCUAAGAGGCUGAAAGAUCAAGGAUUCAAGCAUGACCACAUAGUUUACAGCAUCGUUCUUCAUGGUUGUUGUCAACAUCUAGAUCUAGAGAUUUGUUACGACCUUUGGAAUGACAUGGUUCGUCAUAAUUUUGUUCCAGAUGCUUACAAUUACAGUAGUCUGAUAUAUGCGUACUGUAGGCAUAGGCAACUGAAAGAAGCAUUGGAGGUGUUUGAGCUCAUGGUCAGUGAUGGGAUAUGCCCCAACAUCGUGACCUGCACAAUUCUUGUUCAUGGCUUCAGCAACGAAGGGCUGAUUGGUGAGGCCUUCCUGUUCCUGGAUAAAGUACGCCAGUUUGGGGUUGUCCCCAACCUCUGUACAUACAGAGUUAUCAUCAAUGGCCUGUGCAAGGUCAAUAAACCUAAUGACGUGUGGGGUAUUUUCGCAGACAUGAUAAAAAGGGGCUAUGUUCCUGAUACUGUGCUUUACAGUAUUAUUAUCGAUGGUUUUGUGAAGGCUUUGGAUCUGCAGGAGGCUUUCAGGUUGUAUUAUAAAAUGGUCGAUGAGGGGACAAAGCCUAAUAUCUUUACAUAUACCAGCCUCAUAAAUGGUCUGUGCCAUGAUGAUAAACUUCCUGAAGCUAUGACAUUGCUUAAGCAUAUGAUUGGGGAGGGGCUGACACCAGACAGAAUUCUGUAUACGUCUCUGAUUGCAUGCUAUUGUAAGCGCUCAAACAUGAAGGCCGCUCUGGAAAUCUUUAGAGAGAUGGAAACAGAGGGUUUGUCAGCAGAUUCUUUUGUCUACACUUGUUUAAUUGGUGGCUUCAGUAAAGUGCUUGCGAUGGAUGGCGCACAGUUGUUUAUGGAAGAAAUGAUAAACAAGGGGCUUACACCUACUGUAGUAACUUAUACAGACCUCAUAAUUGGAUACUUCAAAAUUGGAGAUGAGAAAAAAGCUAUGGCGAUGUACAACAGUAUGCUGCAGGCAGGCAUUACGCCGGAUGCCAAGCUGAGCUGUAUAUUGGGCCUUGGUAAUGAUGGGGAUGAUUUUGGUGAUUCUCAGGAAGAUAAGGAUGUAUCAUAGUCAUAGGUUAUCACAGAGCUACGGUAACUUGGUCAACAGAAUGAUUCCAUAAGGUGAUGAGCUCAUGGUAUUGUUGCAUCAAGUAUUAGUUCCAUCUGUUCCCUUUGCUUCCGCCACUGCCAUCAUCUGAACAAGUGAGGGAAAGAAACUGGUCAAAGUUUUCACUUUGAUGAUGUCAUCCUAUUCAAUACCUGUAUGGUGUGAUAGAUAAUUACAGGCAACAAGUUUAUGAUUGAUUUUGACAAUUUUCUGUUCAAGGCUAGGUGUUCAGCUGGAAAAACCAAAGCUAUUUUUUGUACUGUUGGAAGAUACUCCUCAAGUUAGAUGAAGAGGUGAAAUGAUAUCAGGGUAGCAAACAAAAGCUUCUGUCGCGUGAAACAAGCUUUUUGGGUCAGCAGACUUUCAGUCAUGUAGCUUUUUGACUGCGGAUGCUGAAAGUUCAGUUAGUGUGCAUGUUUCAGAAUGUGAAGAUGCCGAGACAGGUCUUGCUGUUUAUCUGUCUCCAUUUAGCAUCAUCUGCACUGUUUAGGUGUACACUAACUUGUACAUAAUCAACAAUGGAACUUCUUUCAGUGCAUCUAAAGAAACAUUUGGUGGUGCAAAUAACUGUUGAUCAAGCUUCAGAUACCACCCUUCUGAUGAAAUGCUUCAGCCCGUGGAUGGAUUGAAUAAUGCAAGUGACCAGGAGAGAAGGUGCGUUAGCUGGGGCUAUCCAUGUCGGAUCGCUCACGAGGAGAAGAGGAAGAGCAGAGCAGCAAGGAAGCUUCAUCCUGCUGCCAUACCAAGGAAGCCAUGCCCACACCAACACAUACAAACAUUUUUCCUCCCCACCCAUGCAACCUGCUUGUCUCUCGCCCAGCGAGGACCGUGGUUGCCACUUGUCACGCCACUGUUUCCUAGCACCCUCAACGACCAGGGAAGCAGCCGGGUGGAGACAGGGGCAUUCUCCUUUUUAUCCGCAGCUUCCGCCUCCUGCAUUAUAGGUGCUGCUGUCGACGCUGCUCCUUCUCUUCCCCUCAGGAGGUAUGGAGAAAUGGUGAUACUGUUCGCAUAUCAAAUUGGUACUCAACUAGACAAACCCGAGGUCCAACCAAGCUAGCAAUAAUCAGUGGCCAUUUCUUUGAAUAAGCAAAUUAUCUGAAUCUCUUUAUCGUUUCUUUAUUGAUAUACUCGGAUUUUCGUAAUCUUCAUUUUGACAACUACAGUAUGGGUGGAGUGGAGAUAGUACAGUUCGUAGAGACUACGGGUAGACCUAGUGUUCUUCAAAUGUCCAGUGUCUUUCCCUGGCGGGCAUCGCUCUUUCAUUCAAUUGGCAUUUUGUACAAAAAUAAAACAUGGCCUGUUAACUGCUCAUGCAACUUUUUGCUUGCGGUUUCGGUA